Messenger RNA from Caenorhabditis elegans, 734 nucleotides. RefSeq names its product Rieske domain-containing protein (gene ZC21.10). The coding region runs from base 10 to 507 and encodes 165 amino acids. The record is from RefSeq and is marked reviewed. Lineage: Eukaryota; Metazoa; Nematoda; Chromadorea; Rhabditida; Rhabditidae. The transcript has 2 exons.
UUUUCAGAUAUGCGAGGUUCACCAUCCCCAAUUCCACAGGACAUCAAAGACAGUGAGAAAUCGUCUGCUGCAUCAAUCAAACGAUCAAGCUCUGUACCAAAUGCCGAGAAGCAUCAAUGGAAACAAAUAACCCAGCGUGUUCUGCCGUACCAAAAAUCAAAACCAACGGAUUUCAAGAAGCAUGGAAAAAAGACUGCUCGAAAUAAACAAUUUCCUGAAAAUAUGCCAAUUAAGGAAGAACCAUUGGAUUCGUUCCCAUCCAUACGUUGUCAACUGUUUCCCGAUGAUUCAGUUAUAUUGGAGGAUUACACAGAAGUUCUGAACAGGGUAUCAAAUGCAAUCGAAGGAUCCGAAGAGAAAAAAGAUGAAAUUGGAAUAUUUUGUUUGGAUCGAAUUAUUUAUGACAAUGGCGAUUCGAAUGAUUUACAGGAGACUAACGAAGAGACUGCGAUGGAAUUCACUUGCCCAUUUCAUAAGCACUAUUUUAAUUCUGAUUUGAACGCUUAAGUAGAUUUUUUUAGCGAUCGUACAUUUACUAAGUAGUUAGAUGAAACCGAAUUAGCUAUAUUAUUUCUUCAUUUAUUGUACAACGAAAUCUCUUAACCACUGAAAAAAUUCAUACCUUUUUUUAUAUCAUAAAUUCUAAGUCUCAUUGUAAUUCUACUUGAAAUUGUUAUAAUUACUUUCUUGUGUUGCUUUAUUUCAUUAACAUAAUAAAUCUAAUUUUUCAAAAU